This is a messenger RNA of Aphis gossypii (cotton aphid), 1986 nucleotides long. Its product is annotated as molybdate-anion transporter-like. Gene Ontology annotation, cellular component: membrane. Gene Ontology annotation, molecular function: molybdate ion transmembrane transporter activity. Gene Ontology annotation, biological process: molybdate ion transport. The record is from RefSeq and is a predicted model, not a curated record. The coding region runs from base 567 to 1985 and encodes 472 amino acids. The transcript has 2 exons. Lineage: Eukaryota; Metazoa; Arthropoda; Insecta; Hemiptera; Aphididae.
AUAAUAAAAACUUCACGAAAACACUGAUACCGAGUACGGAAUCAUUUAUUUUAGAGUUUAGACGUUGCUCAAACGUACGACGACCGUAUAAUAAUGAUUAUGCGUUCUGUGAAAUUUUAUCGUCGUAACUUCCUAUAAACAUCGACGGUCGUCGUCGUCGUCAUCGUCGCCCCGUUUGCUGUGUGCACGGCAGAGUCGUACGCACGCAUAACAAUAUUGUACGCGGCGUGCACACCGUUUAUUUUUAUUGUAAUUUCUUCUUCUCGGGAACGAUCAUGUGAAAAUCGAUUAGGCACAUAUUUUAGUCCCGCGAUACGGCCCGGCGGCACCGUCGUCCGGCCCGAACCGAAAACCGAUACGGCGACGACGACGACGACGACGACGAUUGUGGCGUGUGUGCUCAAGUGUUCCUAGAAAAUUCGACGGGCGACGGUCGGUCGGGCGCGCUGAAUAAUAAUUUUUUCACCAUGAACGUCGCACUAACGUUCAGUCGUACGCGUAAUGCAAUGGUUUAUUGUUUUAUUGUCCGUCAUGUGACAUCCAUUUGCCAUUUCCUGUAAUGACAAAUGGACAUCAUGUUCCUCAUCGUUAUAAUCGUAUUGCUGACGAUCGCAGUGAUACUGUUUGCUGUUUCCAGAAAAUACGUGGUGGAGAAACUGAAACAAGAAACAAACAUCGACUUCCAGAAACUUCAGAGGCGUUACUUGAUUGUAUACUGUUUGGCGUGUUUUGCUGAUUGGCUCCAAGGUCCGUACGUCUAUAAAUUGUACAAACAGUAUGGUUAUAAUGAAGGAGAAAUAGCUGUCCUUUUCAUUACCGGCACAAUAUCCAACAGUUUAUUUGGUACAAUUACAGGAGCAUUGGCUGAUAUUUAUGGCCGUAAAAUACUUUGCAUUUCUUACGGUAUAUUAUAUUCAGGGUGUUGUGUGACGAAAAUGUUUGGUAACUUUCAAUUAUUGUUGGUUGGACGCAUGUUGGGAGGUAUAAGCACUUCUAUUCUAUACUCGGCGUUUGAUUCAUGGUACAUCAACGAGCAUGUCAAUUAUUACAAGUUGCCAGAAGAGUGGUUGAAUAAUACGUUUGCCAAAGCAACUUUUUUUAAUGCUACACUUGCAAUACUAGCUGGAUUAUUGUCAUACUUCUUGGUGAGCGUGUUAGAAUUUGGACCUGUUGCGCCUUUUGUAACGGCUAUUCCAUUUCUCAUAACUUCUAGCAUAUAUGUUGUAUCUGUGAUAAAUGAACACUAUGUUCGCAACACAAAAUCGGCUUCAGCAUCAGUAAAGAAAGCUAUUAUUCUAUGGAUGACAAAUAAAAAUAUCUUUACCCUCAGUGUGGUACAGUCCUUAUACGAAGGUGUCAUGUACUUAUUCAUAUAUAUUUGGACCCCUACAUUUGAUGUGUUAAAAGACUCAAAACCCCCGCUAGGACUAGUAUUUUCAAGUUUUAUGUUAGCUUUGAUGAUUGGUUCAAAAAUAUAUUCAAUACUAUUAGGAAAUAGCUUUUUAGAUUCAAAAAAACAAUUGCAAUUGGCUACAUUUGUAGCCAGCUUUUCAUUUUUAAUGUGUUCCUUGGCAAUAUCAAAUAUAUUUAUUGAUUACAAUGGCCAACAAAAAUAUUAUAAAGUAAUGAUUUGUUAUUUCUUUUUCUUAUUGUUUGAAAUUUCUAUUGGUAUUUACUUUCCAUCCAUGACAUAUUUAAAGAGUCAAGUAAUACCAGAAAAGAUAAGAGUUACCAUAUCAAAUGUAAUUAAAAUACCCAGUAAUGUUUUCAUCUGCUUGGCACUUUUAUGGAUAUAUUUUAAAGAACCAAAUGAAAAUGUAAUAAAAAUCCAAGAGGAUCAAGAACCUAAUGUUGAUUUUAUUUUUACAAUUUUUGUAGUAUGUUUUAUCGCUACACUCAUUACGUUCAUAUUUUCUAAAAUAUUUUCCAAGUUCCACAGUGAAAGUUUUAAAGACAUUAUUAAACGUCAUGAAAUUGAAGUAUAAA